Lathyrus oleraceus (garden pea) is the source of this 1071-nucleotide messenger RNA. Its product is annotated as eukaryotic translation initiation factor 4 gamma-like. The transcript has 3 exons. Lineage: Eukaryota; Viridiplantae; Streptophyta; Magnoliopsida; Fabales; Fabaceae. The coding region runs from base 1 to 1071 and encodes 356 amino acids. The record is from RefSeq and is a predicted model, not a curated record.
AUGUAUGACGAAAACAAAGAUGACACUUAUGGUGAUGAUUUCGUCAUAAACUGUGGCAUUGUAUCGAUGUUGCCAGCUGAAUACGACAUGGUGUCCGAAGUUUCUAAAAUAGAGGGAGACUUUGUUCCAGACGAGACAGAUGGGGGAAAACCUUUGUGCUACUAUGUCAUGAAUAAUGGCGUGGUGGAAGAACAAAAAUCUAUGUUUAAAAGCCCCAGUCCUGGGAUUAUGUACCAUCUAAAGCCGCUGUUCAUCAGAGCAAAGGUUGAUAGAAUGGCGGUGAACAAGGUUUUUAUCGACGGAGAAAUCAACACUCCACCACCUGAACAACCAACUCCACCACCAUCUAAACAACCACAAAUACCACCACCUGAACAACCCACAACAGCACCAUUUGAACAACCCACAACACCACCCUCUAAAUCUCCCAUCGUACCACCCUCUAAAAACAUUAUCAGCCCUACCUCUCAACCUCCCACUGACACUACCCAAACACCACCAACAUCUCCAUCCCCCAACUCUGAACUAGAACCUACCUUCCCCACCCUCGAAGAAGCAAUCUCUUUAUUUGAUGAGUCUUCAGUGGAGAAGAUCAGAUCUCUAUCUGAAAACUAUGGUAUCAGUGAUGAUCCCUCUAUAGCGCGACUGGUCAGAGAGGCAGAGGAAAAGGCCAGAAGUGAAGCAGAAGAGAAAGCUCGUCUGGAAGAAGAGAAACGAGUUAGAGAAGCUGCAAAAAAGGCUACUGCUAAAGCUGCUGCUGCUGCAACUACUGUUGUUGCGGCUACUGUUGCUGCGGCUGCUGCUGAGGCUGAAGCAAAAGCAAAAGCUGACGCCGAAGAGGCAGCACACAUAACAACGGAAGAAGCUGCAAAAGCUAGCACUAAUGCUCUGGCUCAGGGGGAGAAAUCAAACUUUGGCUUCGCUCCUUUGGUCCUGAAGACUCUGGAAGAGCUGCAGAAGGAGCAACAGAUAGUGCGAGCAAGACUCGAUCACCAGGACUCCGUUAACAACAAUAUUCAGUACCUGCUGACUCAGCUUCUCCAAAGGAUGCCUCCGCCUCCGAACCCUUAG